This is a messenger RNA of Darwinula stevensoni, 601 nucleotides long. Lineage: Eukaryota; Metazoa; Arthropoda; Ostracoda; Podocopida; Darwinulidae. The record is from the annotation of a GenBank genome assembly.
GCUUGCAAUAUUGCUUUUUUAGGAAAAACCAAGAGCAAGGCCAAGUCACGGUCUGUUCGAGCUGGAUUGCAGCUGCCUGUAGGGAGGAUUCACCGAAAGCUCAAGAAAGGCAAUUAUGCAGAACGCGUUGGCGCUGGUGCACCAGUCUAUCUUGCUGCUGUUCUUGAGUACUUGGUGGCUGAGAUGCUUGAGCUUGCUGGGAAUGCAGCCAGGGAUCACAAAAAGACCAGGAUCUCACCCAGGCAUUUGCUGUUGGCAGUUCGUAAUGAUGAAGAACUCAACAGAUUGCUUCAUGGUGUCACCAUGAUAGAAGGAGGAGUCCUGCCUAGCAUUCAUCCAACUUUGAUGCCAAAGAAACCCAUCUCCACCAUUGGUGGCUCUGCUCCCCCAAGUGGAUCUCAAGAAAUCUAAGUCACUGCAUUUCAUUCCACUUGGCAAUUUGACCACUGUCCCUUUUUUCUUAUCCUUAUCAUUUCUUUCAAUGUAGAAGGGCAUUUUCUAAUAUUCUUGAGUGCAUUUAUUUUAUUCUGUGCCAUUUUAACAUGAAAUGUGGUGAUAUUUUGACUAUUUAUACUUUGAAUACAAGAGCAUGCAAGAUCCA